This is a messenger RNA of Sceloporus undulatus (fence lizard), 5491 nucleotides long. RefSeq names its product nuclear factor interleukin-3-regulated protein-like. Bases 3545 to 4903 code for a protein of 452 amino acids. Gene Ontology annotation, cellular component: nucleus. Gene Ontology annotation, biological process: regulation of DNA-templated transcription; circadian rhythm. NCBI's taxonomy places the organism in Eukaryota, Metazoa, Chordata, Lepidosauria, Squamata, Phrynosomatidae. Gene Ontology annotation, molecular function: DNA-binding transcription factor activity; DNA binding. The record is from RefSeq and is a predicted model, not a curated record. The transcript has 2 exons.
UUAGACUGAGAACAUGUUAUAGGCUUGAGAAGUGUCAUGGCUGAAGAGGAUUUAAACCCCAGGACUUUUUCGGAUGGGUAAAAAGGACAGGAGCAUAGUGCAAUGCUCCUAUCAGUGUCACACGAUUUGACAAAGAUUUUCAGAUGAUGUCAUGCGACAUCGUGUGAAAAUCUUUGCCAACCCGCUCGACAUGGACGAGAGCUUCGCGCUAUGCUCCUGUCCUUUUUGCCUGUUUGAAAAAGUCCUAGAUCUUACACCCAUCCAGCGUGACUCCACCACUGUCAGGUUGAGUCAUCCCUUAGUUGGAAUCCUGAGCAGCAACCACCGUGAGCAACAGGGGUCUGUUCCCCUGUCAGUUGGGAAGCAGCUCACUGAUGUUACCAUCCUCCCCUUGCGCAAAAGGGAUCUCUGUGUAAGCAGAAAUUGCAAGAGGAGUUCAGCUUCUGACAUGGGAAAGGCAAUUUGCUGCUUCCCAGUUGGCAGGUGAGCAGACCCCUAUCGCUCACAACAGCUGCUGCCCAGUAAGUAGGUCUUGGGAGGAGGGGCAUCAGACUGGGAGAUGUUCCUUAGCUUGGUAACUAGGAUGGUUACAUAGUUAAGUAGGUGACACAGAUUUUUGUCCACCAUCUCCAUAACACACUAAUAGAAUUGACCAUGAUGUGGACUGUUUAGUUCUCCUUCUUUAUUGUUGUGUGCCUUAAAAUUGAUUCCAGUUCUAAUGCUUUCUUGGCAAGAUUUAUUCAGAGGAGGUUUUCCAGUGCCUUUUUCUGAGGCUGAGAGGGUGUGACUUGCCCAAGGUCACCCACUGGGUCUCCAUGGCUCAGCAGGGAUUUGAACCCCGGUCUUCCAGAGUCCUAGUUCAAUGCUCAAACCACUAUGGCGCACAUUGUUUUACUCCCAGAAUUCAGAACAGGAGCAAGGAGUUCUAGGUUUAAUCUCUCAUGCCUUGCUUUCCAUGCAUGUGUUUUCCACCACCCAGUGUGUUCAGCAUUGGAGACGCCCACUGGUUUGCAGAGCCAAACACAAAUUACUGGCGUCCUGAGGCAUUUCAACAGCUUCAGUGCAAAACAUCCUAAUCCCUGAAUCCUAAACGUGUCCAAGAGCUCCCUUGGAGGCUGUUGGGGAGAUCAGUAUGUUCCUUAGCAGUGGAAGAAAAAUUUGGACAAAGUCUUCUGAGUGAGGAUGUGUGUAUGUGUAUGUGUGUGUGUAUGUGCACGUACGUGCUGUUGUGUAGCAUGGAAUGGCUUUCUUGCUGCCACAUGUGUAGCCUCACCCCAGGGUUGUGCAAUAGCUGCUUUAGAAAGACUUUCUGCACUCUUGAGAAAGCACUCUGCAGGCCAUGGGCUCACACAGACAAAAGCAAAGGGGGAGUGGGCAGGAGGGGAUGGUGGCAAGGACAGUUGUGAAAUCUGAGUGACCUGAAGCCGACUGGCAAUAGAGUACAAUUUAGUCUGUUCAAAAAGUGCCUGCCUCUUAGGUUCGCCUCUUGAUUCCUCCUAACAUCUCCGCUUGCCUCUGUUCCAACAGCUGUUUGAGCUCCAGAAAACAGCAGAGGGAAGGCUUGAUUCCCACGUGGGAUGGGUUUUGCUACUCUGCAGAGAAGCAAGCAGCCUCUUGUUUUUGAUCAGUGGACAGCCUUGCUUUCUCCUGUUUAGUUAAACAACUGCAAAAAUAGUCAUAGCAGGAUAGAUCUUUGCCGCCUUGUAUCUUCACAAUGCUCCAGUGAUAAAAUGUUUAUCUCCUUUAUUUUCUGUGUGUCAAGCCGCUUUUAAAGAAACACAAGCUGAAAACAGCUCAGAUUUAUUUAUUUAUUUACAACACAGCAACCCAAUUUAUCUCUGUGUUACCUAUGUGUGCUUCAUCAAAGCUAGGCUGUGUUGUAUGCUUCCGAUUUCUUCUGCUGACAUGGGCUACAACGGGGAAUUAAAUGGAAUGAAAAGCAGAUUUUAGUAACAGAGGACUUCUUGUUUUCAGUCACGUGCAGAACGGAAUGAUUAAAUAUGUCCAAAUUUGAGAGAGUCCAAUUCUUUGAAGUUCCUUUUCAGACAUAUGGCAACCAAUAGAAGGCUCUACUUCACUGUACCUGUGUUAGCUCUGGUCUGUUUUUGGAAAGUGGAUUUGAGCCAGUGAUUAGAAGAGGAUGUAAAAUAAUGCCAUUGGGCACUGAUAUAUGAUAUGAAACAUUAUCCAUCUAUGGCAAUGCUGGAAUUCCUGAGGCUCUCCAGAUGUGGUUGGACUGGAGCUCCCAGAAUCCCUCUCCCUUGGUUAUGCCAGCUAAGGCUGCUGGGAGUUGCAAUCCAACAAUAUCUGGAGAGCCAUAGGACUCUAAACCUUGAUAUAUAUAACACUUACUGCUUAACCAUGACCUUAAAGGCUGAGGCCUGGAUGUGUGGCCAUUUUCAUAUUUUUAAAAAGAUGAACAAUCUUUUAAAUUUCUUAUAGUAUCAACUUUCAUGGAGGACAGCCCUCUUUAUGGAAGUGAAUGAAAUGUAACCGUGAGUCCAUAAAUGUCUCUAAUCUCACAUGUACACAUAGUGGCUUUGGAGAUAGUAAUGUAGUGGUGUGAGCUUCCAUGCAGAAAGUACAGUACUGACCAUGACAAUUAAAACUGGACAUUCACAAGAUGGAAGCCAUCUGGCCCUCAGCUAAGUCAAUAAAUGUGUGGUGUGAUAAGAAACCAUUAUCCCUGGUGACAGGCUAGAACUUCCUGAUGAAAUGGAACUCAGCAGAUUCUUACACCAGACUCCAUUUGCAAGUUCCUUAGCUUCUUGGUGACUAAUAAAUGUGUUUGUCUUUAGUGUGCCACAAGACUCAUUGUUGUUUUUGCUGCUAGAGACUGAUUGCCUCCUUGAGGAAAUGACUACUUGCUGAAUGGGACUGUUGAAGGAGCAAUCCCUUGGAGCCAUUUGUCCUUGGGACUCCCUUCUGGAGAACCAUUAACACCUGCUAGGACACAUCCCAUCAACUCCCAAUAGCUCUAACCAGCAUAGCCAUUGUAGUGGAAUAUUGGGGCUUGCAGUCCAACAACAUCUGGAGGCGUUUCUGGUGCCUUCUGGGCCUCACACAGUGGUUGCCACUCGCUCACUUCUUUCACUUCCCACUGCACCUGCCACCUGGUAACACCUCACCUCUUGCUGUCUGGAAGACUUCGACUACAAAACCUCAGAAGUUUCCUGGAACUUCUGGAGCAGGGAUUUGACUCUUCAAUUGCUGGAGCCUCAGACUGAAAGAAUCAGAAGAAAAUACAGUACAGCUCCUGUGGGUGCCCUAGAAGAUGCUCUCCUUGUGCUGGACAGUAACUUUCACAUUAGUGGGAGCUCAGAGUCCACUUGACUGCUGCAAUUGGAGGACAGUUCAAGGCUGUACUGGAAAUAGUUCCCGGGGCAAUACAGAUUGAUAACAGCUUUUGGUGGUGAGCUGGAAAGAAACUUGUGUUCCAGAAGGAGCUGCAAGUAAACUUUUCAGCAGGUGAACGAAGCUUAUCUGACUGUUGGUGCUGAAGGGACACCAUUCCUGUGCCCUCUGUCACUGCCCAGCAAUAACGAUGGAGAAUCUCAGCUCACCUACAUUGUGUGUAGCAGGGAAUUUCCCUGGAUUCCAUAAUGAUGGCAUGAUCCAGCGAGCCCGGACUCUGAAAAGCAAGCCCAAUGCCAACUGCAGGCGAAAGCGUGAGUUCAUCUCGGAUGAGAAGAAGGAUGCAAGCUACUGGGAAAAGCGUCGGAAGAACAACGAGGCUGCUAAGCGUUCCCGAGAAAAGCGACGGUUUAAUGACCUGGUGCUGGAGAACAGGGUGUUGGCGCUAAACGAGGAGAAUGUGCGCCUCAAAACGGAGCUGCUGCAACUUAAGCUCCGCUUUGGGCUGAUCAGCACAGCAGCCUUCAUGGAGAAGAGCCAGCAGCUGAGCACCGCCAGUGCCAAUGCCACGGCACACCUAUAUGCGGGCAGCGAGAGCAGCGGCUACUCCAGCACCCUCUCCCAGGCCCAUCACUCAGAGGACUCUUCAGAAACAGAGCAGUCAAGCCGGGACAGUGGCAGUGUGUCAGUAGCCAAAUAUUCACCCCGGGGCUCCCUCUCUGACAUGUCAGAUGGCUCAUCCCGGGAUAGCCCAGUGCCUCAGACACUUGGUGAGGCCCAGGCCAUCAGCCGAGCUUAUGGGGAUGCUCCUUUGUCGCACCACCACUUGGAGGCCAAGAGACCAGUUCCUCGGGGUGUCAUCCUCUUCAGUGCCAAUGGCUUCACUGCCAUGGCACCACCCCGGCCAUUGUUUCCGGAGCAGGAGGAGCAAGCAGAGAGUUGUAUUGCUGAACCACCCAGAAGCCCCUGCUUAGAGCCUGAGGCCCAUUACCAACAAGAAGAGCUACCAGACCACCCCAGGUACUGCUCAAAAUCCCAGAACUAUGAAACACCCACCGAUUACAUGGAAGGGGAGCUUGCCCCGACGGAGCAUAUGAGGAAAGCUCAGGAACCCCGGUCCCCCUUUGAGGGCUACUCUAGCGAGGAGAGUGGUGAGGAGCCCAGCUGGGGAUGUUCACCUGCUUCUUUCCCAGUGCCCCUGGAGGCUCAUCCAGAUGUGAAGACGGCAGCUCUGCCCCACAAGCUUCGCCUCAAAUGCAGGGCCCAUAGCAGCGGUGUUCAAGAACCAUGCCCACCUCCGAGCACUACUCCAACUGGUUGCUGCCAGGAGGCCCCUGCAAUGCCUGAGUGGGACAGUGAUCGGCACGAGGAGAUGUCUGCUCUGGUGCGGCAGGCAUUGCUUCUCAAUGAGCAGCCCCCAGCCUCAGGAGGCACCCUGGAAAGACUUUUGUGUCGUACCUCCGGGCUCCGCUUGGACAAUUCAUUACCAAAGGACAGUGUCAACAGGUGGGAGGAUGGCUGUCAUGACGAUGGACCCAGGCCUACCUGAAGGAGACUGAGGGGUGGGAAAGGAUUUGGGUUUUUCUGUUUUUGUUUCUUAAAACUGAUCUGAGGUUUUGUAUAAGAAAGAAAUUCUCUGUCCCCAGGUGAGGCUCAGAUUUGGGGAGAGGAGAGGGCCUUGUUCUCUCUAGGUGCCAGCACUGCUGGAAUGGAAAAGAAUAGGGGAUCACAAAGUGUGAAGGGAUCAUCAGUUGACUGGACCUGAAAAGGAUCUCAAGAAAAGACUGACCGUGGAACUACUGAUAUCUAGAAGGUGGCAGGAUCCCUAGGCUCUGGGAUUCAGUACCAUAGAUGGGAUGUGUCUCGUGGAGCUCAGCUGGACAGUCAGUUAAUUAGUCACUGCAAGGUAUUGCUACUUGGAAGCCAAUUUGGGGAUCGUGACAAACAAGUAACACUGAAAAGUUGGCAUCUGCUCCAACCCAUGUUGGUGCUAAGGAUGUUGGAUACUCUCAAGUGGGAUAGCUGGUGGAUUGGCAAUGGACAACAUUGUUUUUUCUGUGUCAGGAACUGCCUGCUUUGGCAGAGAUCUUUUGUGUUUUUGAAUACUAAAAUAAAUGUACAAAAAUAUUUAAAAGUG